Penicillium odoratum is the source of this 2541-nucleotide messenger RNA. RefSeq names its product Zn(II)2Cys6 transcription factor. The transcript is spliced from 5 exons. Bases 1 to 2541 code for a protein of 846 amino acids. Gene Ontology annotation, biological process: DNA-templated transcription; positive regulation of transcription from RNA polymerase II promoter by galactose. The record is from RefSeq and is a predicted model, not a curated record. NCBI's taxonomy places the organism in Eukaryota, Fungi, Ascomycota, Eurotiomycetes, Eurotiales, Aspergillaceae. Gene Ontology annotation, molecular function: zinc ion binding; RNA polymerase II cis-regulatory region sequence-specific DNA binding; DNA-binding transcription factor activity, RNA polymerase II-specific. Gene Ontology annotation, cellular component: nucleus.
AUGCGCGAUUCAGAGUCAGAAAAUAGCCUAAAUCAUGUCAAGGCCGAUGGUGAGUAUCAUAAUGAGGCUUUACAUGUUUCGAAGAGGCAGAAAAGAGCCAAGUAUGCCUCGAAAGCAUGUGCCGAAUGCAAAAGACGGAAAAUCAAAUGCGAUGGUGAUAUGCCAUGCCGGGCUUGUGUAGCCAAGGGGCACGCGUACGAGUGUCAGCGAACGGGAACCGACAUGCGCGGGAAAUGGAGAGAUACAAAAAGCACAAGUGGCUCGAUUGAUGAUUUCGCGUCACGAUUAAACAGGAUUGAACAGCAUUUGAGUACGAUGAAGAAGCCGGAUUUUCAUCCUAAUGAGACAUGCAAAAGCGCUGGCAGCCAACUGGAUCUACAAGGUGAUUUAGCAGAAUCCGCAGACAAAAAGACACCUGGCUCAGAAUCGUGCUCUCGAUCUGCACAUGUUCCGGCUUUCUCGGGAGAGACCUCCAUCGCACACAACCUGACGGUCGUUGAGAGUCGACUGGAACAGAUGGGUGUCCAAUAUGCGAGGCUUCGAUCCCCAUCUCCCAGCCGCGCAUUUAGGUCUUGCCUGACACCUUCUCCUGAUAACCCACCGGGGAGCCAUACAGAUGUACACACGAGCUUUGUCAAUCGGGUCUUGGAUGCCCGUGGGGUAGUACCCCAGCGAGAGCAAUGGGAUAGGCUUCUGCGUACCUUUUGCGACGAGGGGCACAUUCUUGUGCCGUUUCUUCAUUUGCCUAGCCUUUAUGAAUUGUAUGAGGGGAUGUGGGAAACUUCACUUGGUGGCCGGUCGAGAGACCCUGCUCCCGAUCGAAGUGGCGUUAUCCGUGUUCAAACAGCUCAUAUUUUGUUGUGUCUUGCAAAUGGUAGAUGUGUUGAGUCGUCGCGCAUUGAGAGUGAUGAGGGACGGUAUUCUGCGGGCUGGAGCUUAUACAAGGCAGCCCGCGACUUGUUUGGCGAUCUUCUCGAUGGAUUUAAUCAGUCCGCAGAUCAGAUAUUUGUACUGCAGACGGUCUUGUUAAUGGUUGUUUAUCUUUUCCGCAUCGACGCUCAUGGAUCUGCCGAAAAGGUCCUCGCUCUCUCAAUCUCCCAUGCACAUCACCUGGGUCUUCACAGGAACCGGGUGGUGGAAGGCAUGACUCUAUUUGAUGGUGAAAUGUCUCGUCGCUUAUGGUGGUGUCUAUAUCUGAUGGAUAGAAGACUUGCCAUAGAGACUGGUCGCCCUUUCUUGAUCCAGGAUGUCAAUGUUGACGUGGGCCUCCCUCGAAAUGUGGACGACAAAUUGCUCAAACAGUCUCAAAUAACUACACAGCUAUACAACAGUGAUCAAGCAACUGCUGAAUCUGAGAUGGCCUCAGUGUCAUAUCUUAUUGCCAUGGCCAGUUACUCUAAAGUAAUAGGCAAGGUAUGGGAAGCUCUUUAUGGCGCAGCAAUGUCAGACUCGACCCCAAGUCCUCUUCUCAAUGAGUACUUGGAGCACCUCAUUACUCAAUCACAGAAAGGAAUUCACGAAGAAUUCUCGUUUGACCCGCAUAACCCUGGUAGUGAUGAAACCAGUGGACUACCCUGGUGGCAGAUCAAACAAAAGUUUAUCAUGCGAAUUCGGUGGACGUCUUUGUAUCUCCUUAUUCGAAAACCAAUGAUACAAAACACCGUCGCAUUAAACCAGCCAGUACCGGAAGCCAUCGAAAAUGAAGUAAUCUGCAUGCGCAUGGCCCAGAACAUAUUCGACGACUUUAACAGGAUGCCAGAACAACAUCCUAAAUACACCUUUCCCUUCCUUCACUACCUUACCAAUGCUACUAUCAUUGCCCUGGGGCUGAUCAUCAGGCAGCCUUCAUUCAAGCAGGCUUAUGGUGAACUUACUAUGAAAGCUGCACGUUCACUGUGGGAGCAUUGUCGGAAAACCUGGGUCUCUGGAAGGAUGACGCGGACUGUUUGGAAACUCAAUCAGAUGGCGGAUGCAACGCUCAGUCGUCCAGGUGAUCGACUACAAGAGGGGGCUGGCCAUUCUCUACAAAUACUAGGUGAACCUGUUCCAGAUCGGCAAUCCUGUCCGCCAUCAAUUAUUGUUCCGGGUCCUGCACCCAGCACAUCUAAACCAAAGUUUUCCACUACUGAGCGGGAUCUAUUAAACGGCAAGAAACCCGGCAGUCAGGAUCUCCAAAUAGUUAGUGCGACAUCCAUCCUACAGACGAGUCGCCCAAUGCCUGUUGAUGAACCUAUGAUCAAUCAAAGCACCCGCACUAUCCAAAAUCCGGAGGAAAGGCAUCGUGUCGAAUGCAUACGACGCGAACAGGCUGAGUUAAGGACUAGGAUGCAUGCCGCACCUGAAUCGGGUGUAUUCAAUGGCUCGGGUUCUUUUGAAAUAGCAGAGCCUCGUCCUUGCUCUUUUGAAACUCUUCAGAUGGGUCACAACGAUUUGGAUGUGGAUAUAUCCCUUCCAGGUGAGCUGAUAGAUGGGGGAAUGGAAUGGCUGCAAUCCCUAUUUGUGGAUGGCCUAGGUACCGAUCUUCCUCCGGUAUGGGAUUGA